Molecule: messenger RNA, 4097 nt
Organism: Lagopus leucura (white-tailed ptarmigan)
Lineage: Eukaryota; Metazoa; Chordata; Aves; Galliformes; Phasianidae
Gene: NDEL1
Product: nudE neurodevelopment protein 1 like 1
Exons: 11
Coding region: 1400-2629 (409 amino acids)
Biological process (GO): microtubule nucleation; mitotic centrosome separation; establishment of mitotic spindle orientation
Cellular component (GO): kinetochore; centrosome; kinesin complex
Molecular function (GO): microtubule binding
Source: RefSeq, a predicted model, not a curated record
GGGAGCUUUUUUUAAGGUUCGCCGUUACGCUUUCUGCUUGUGUUUUAAUGGCUCAGCUGAGAGGUGGCUCCAUGAAAAUAACAGUUUGGCCUCGGGUGCAAGGUUUGUUGAAGCACUUGAGGGGAGUGCUGCUUACCUGUUAGCUUAGUCACUUCUGCUGUGUGCUGGAUUCAGACUUCAAGUCUUUUAGUAUCUGGAAAAUACUGAGUGACCCACGUGCCAGGAUGCUUUGGGGAGUGGGAAGCCAGAUUAGGGUGUUGUGUACAACCAGGUAAGUAAGCAAAUAAGAACACCAAAACACGAUUCAGUGAAGUUUGUAACCCACAAGCUCCAGUUUUUCAGAGGAAUCACAGUGUGUUCCACUUCUAAGUGCGGAGUCGCUCUGUCCCUGUAUAAUGGGGGGCUUGAAAGGAGCCGUCGCAUUCUGAACAUAGCUCUUGUUGUAGAGCUGCUUGGAUCUGGAGUUCUGCCCGUGUAACUGAGUUUUCCCAGGGUGCUGCGUGAAUGCUGAGCUGUGUUGUAAUGAAUUCCGAGUGGGCAUCGGCAUGAGCCUGCUCUCCUUUUCCCUGGAAGACGCUGCUGCAUUGUCUUGUCUGUUCCUGAAAGCCCCAGUGUUGUCUGUCAAAGGCCUGAUUCUGCAAGUGCCACGUAUGCAGAGGAGCUCCUGAAUGGGAAGGGCUUGUGCUGGGCUCAGCUCUCACACAAUGCCCGAGGCAAUGCGCUACAGCACAGUGCUUUGUGUCCGACUGCUGGCAUCCCGUGGGCACCACCGUCCCACUGUCAGAUGUUGGGAGUUGUGUGUUAGGUUCUGUUAACGCCGUGGAGCUGCUUUUUGCUGGGUGUUUGGAUAGGUCUGGUUUUCUGUACCGUGAGUGGGGGGAAUGGGCAAAGGCUGGCAGAAGGGAGAGGUGCAGGUUGGGAGCUGCCUGUGUCUCUUAAAGCAGUCUUAUGGCUCGGAGCCACUGUGUAUAGUGUGAGUGUGCGCUCCUCUUUCUCUUGUCCUCCAGGCACGGGGGAGAAAUGGUAAAAGUUUGUUUGCACAAAUGCUUAGCUAGCAUGUUGGCACGAGCUUCUGAUGGGAGUGUUUCUGUAGUGCAGUUGGCAGAUCAAAACCCAGUGCUGGCAGCAUUGGGUGCGAUGGAAAGCAUAGAGUGUGGGGAGCUGUGAGCUGUUGCUGCAUAGCGAGAUGGAUGAGGCUGGGGACUGGCUGUGGCAGCUCGGCUCUGUCCCACGAGGAGACCUGGGGGCUUCUUUGGAGGAAGAGUGAUUGCCGCUGCUUGCAGGGCUCCUGGGGCGUUGGUACAAGGGUGUGCCUUGUGCAAGCAGACAGGAAGGAGUCGUGGACCCAGGCACACGUUAUCGUGCUGCUUCUAGGAAAUGAUGUAAGGUCAUAUUGAACAUGGACAGUGAGGAAAUUCCGACCUUCUCAAGUCCAAAGGAGGAAACUGCCUAUUGGAAAGAGCUUUCCUUGAAGUACAAACAAAGCUUCCAGGAAGCUCGUGAAGAACUGGCUGAAUUUCAGGAGGGAAGCAGGGAACUAGAAGCUGAGUUAGAAGCACAGCUAGUGCAGGCUGAGCAGAGGAAUAGAGAUUUACAAGCAGAUAACCAAAGGCUGAAAUAUGAAGUGGAAACAUUGAAGGAGAAACUGGAGCACCAGUAUGCACAGAGCUACAAGCAGGUGUCGUUGUUAGAGGAUGACCUGAGCCAGACCCGGGCCAUUAAAGAUCAGCUUCAUAAGUAUGUCAGGGAGCUGGAGCAGGCCAACGAUGACUUGGAGCGUGCCAAGAGGGCAACAAUAGUUUCAUUGGAAGACUUUGAGCAAAGGCUGAACCAGGCGAUAGAGAGAAACGCGUUUCUAGAAAGUGAACUGGAUGACAAGGAGUCACUGCUAGUUUCUGUACAGAGAUUAAAGGAUGAAGCCAGAGACCUGCGGCAGGAGCUGGCAGUACGGGAAAGGCAGCAGGAAGUCACCCGCAAGUCUGCACCCAGCUCUCCAACUCUGGACUGUGAGAAGAUGGAUUCAGCUGUCCAGGCAUCUCUCUCCUUGCCAGCUACGCCUGUUGGAAAAGGAUCUGAAAAUAGUUUUCCUUCCCCCAAAGCUAUACCAAAUGGAUUUGGUACAAGCCCUCUUACUCCUUCAGCUAGAAUAUCUGCACUCAACAUCGUGGGGGAUCUCUUACGGAAAGUUGGGGCCUUAGAAUCCAAGUUAGCUGCUUGCAGGAAUUUUGCAAAGGACCAGGCAUCACGGAAAUCCUACAUUUCAGGGACCGCUAACAGCAGCGCGAUGAGCAGCAAUGGCACCAAGUUCCCUCAUGCAGGGCAUACUUCUUUCUUUGACAAAGGGCGUGAAAAGGUGAUAUUCCCCACCUUGGUCAUGGGCUGGGCUGACGGCAAGCAGCGGACGGCGAGCUUAGGUGCUGUGUGCGGAGCCGAAUUGAGGAGAUCAAAACCCAAACAGGGUGGAGGCUGCGGAAGGCUGUCACACACGUGUGCUGCUCCCUGGGCUGUGUGCCUCGCAGCUGAGAGCAGCUGUGGGAAGGGGGCAGUAAACGGCUUUGAUCAAGGGACCCCGGGACUGGGAGCCUCCAGACCUUCCUCAGCACCUGGCAUGCUCCCCCUGAGCGUAUGAGUCGGCGCCAGGCUGUGCUUGGACUCGCGGACGCUUUUCUCGGCCCAACAAGAGAAGUGCUUUGGUUUCCUCCCCCUCCCUGCCCCGCAGGAACAGGACCUGCACCAUGGCAUGCAGCAGUGCCCGUGCUGCUGGAGGAGAGCCCAUGCUUGCAGCCUUUCGUGUCCUGUUAAUAGAGUUAACUGUAGUGGGUGUGCCCUGCGGCCCCGUACCACGUGUUGCACAAGCUGACACAUAGUGCUCUGUUGCAGGGGAUGCAGAACCUCAGCCAGGUGCUGCUCGACCUGUCACUGCAUCUCUUUUCUCAGUUAGGUUUGGUGUGACAAAAACAUUUGCUGCUUUUCUUGAAGGCUACGCCUCUCCCUGCCUGAUCUCACAUCCUGCUGUUUGAGCCAACCAGCUGCUGUCCUUCCCCGUGGGGCUCAAACCUCUCAAGACGCACUGAGCGAGGCUGGGAGCAGGAGUGGAGGCUGGCAGUGAGCUCUGGGGGUGUGAGUGAAUGCAGCAUAGAAAUCACUGCUGGACAGGUGAGCAGCUGGCUGUGUCCAUAAGGCCCUUCCCCAGCCCAGCAGAUGGAGGUAGAGCUGGUGCUGGCGUGGGGCUUUGCUGAGGAAGGCCCAGCACACAUCAUUUAGCACCAGUGCCCUUAGCGGCUCUGGGCUGAGCUUGGCUGGAGCCUCCUCCCGUGGCACAGGGCCUGCAGCGAGCUUUUUCCCAUGUGCCUGAACCAUCCCAGCACUCUGCCCUCCUUUGUGGCACUUCUGCCCCCCCAGCCAGACAUCAGCUCUUUAGGAAGCCGCUCAGCCCAUGGACUGCAGUGCCCACGAACUGCCUCCUCCCAGCACCCUGUAUCCCUCGGCCCCAUGUUCAGCUCUGUAAUAUAGGACGGGAUUUCAGUGUCACCUGCAGGCUUCUGUGACAGUUUUGGGCAACUGUGUUCCUUGUGGGUCUUUCAGGCGAUGUAUUUGUGCGAGUUCUCUGUCGCUGUGCCUCAGAGUCGGUGGAUUUUGAUGUGAACCAAUGAACCCCAGGGGGGUCUGAGGAAAAAAAAAAACCUUCCCAGUUUGGUCCAUCGCGUUCCUUGGCUCUGCAGCUGUACAUUGGUUUAUUUACGAGCGCUGAGAGAAACCAUCGGCCCCAGCAGAACAGAGGUGGGAGCGUUUCCCCCUUUGCCCUUAGGGCCCCUAUGGUCCUCUUUUCCUGUGCAUCCUCUGCUGCAUUUGACUGUUUACAUUUGUUUUAUUGUACAUAGGUUUGUAAACAUAUUAUCUUUGCCUAAGAUCUUUGUACAUAACUUAACUUGGGCUUUGUAGCUUUAUUUAUUCAAAGUCUAUAUGGCAUGUUUCAGUAGGACAGUGUACCAUAACACCGUGGGCACACAGCAUAAUGUGGUUUAAAGACAAAAAAAAAAACCAACAACCAAAACCUGAGAGUAAUAUUCCCAAAAUAAAGUUCUUUUAAUGUGGAA